CCCAACUGGAGCUUUGACUCUGGAAGACAGGACACCCAGACUGAGGGCGACCCGGCGAACAGCGCUGCUGUUUGGAUCUGUUGUUUGGUUUGGUUCUCCUCAGCGGACCGUCAUCCUGAAUGCUCGGAGGAAAUCCCGUCUGUCUGUGGUAAAGUAAUAAAAACUUGUGCGCAAACUGAAAUCGUUUUCCAGUUCGCUCCGCUGCGCGCAGGACGGUGAGGAUCCAGGAAUCUCCUCUCCUCUCCUCUGGACUCGCACUCUGUGCCGCUGGGACCAAACGAAUCCUGCUCUGAAAGUCGCAAACACGUGGUCAGAAUUAGUUUAAUUUUGUGUUUGAAGAAUCGAUAGCACCCGAACAGAACCGAGCCGGAGGGUGUGAGCUGCGGGAUAAUUGUCUCCUGCGCAGUUUGUGCGGUUUUCUCCCAGUUUAGGAUAAAAACACCCGACAGGAUUCCUGACAGUGUUUUCACUCUGACAGCCAAGCGGCUCACUUGUUGGACUGACUUUCCCGAGAGGUUCCGCUCUGAAGAACAACGUGUUUAUGGAUCGCUGCGCUGAGAGGAACUCCGGGAGUUGUUGGCUCUGCAGUUCGACAUCGAUCAUGUUGAUUCCCCGCGGUUGCUUUGUACUAUAAUAGAUGUUUACACAAAGUAUUAAGUCGUAUUUUAAAAGUGACUCUGUUCAGCUCAGACCAGCUCGCAUUGACCCCUGAGGACAGAGGGAAGCGCCUUUUCGCCCUUCCUCUUUUCUGUUUUCCUUCAAGACGUCAGGACGGAUCUCUACCGCGCACUCCGACUUCUUCUGUGAUUUAAACAGAGGCAAAGUGUUGGGGGAUAGCAUGGCAAUGGUAGUAAACCAGUGGCCAGAGAACAUUUCUGCAGAUCCGGGCUCCCAGCUGCAGAUGUGCGGCCAGGAGCCCGGCGGGGGACCGGGGACUCCUAACGGUUCCACACCGGGGAACGACACGCUUUCCGGGGAUAAGCUCCCCAACGUGGACUGCAUGGUGUGCGGGGACAAGUCCAGCGGGAAGCACUACGGCCAGUUCACCUGCGAGGGAUGCAAAAGCUUCUUUAAGCGCUCGGUGAGGCGGAACCUGACGUACACCUGCCGGGGGAACCGGGACUGUCCCAUCGACCAGCACCACCGGAACCAGUGCCAGUACUGCCGGCUCAAGAAGUGUCUCAAAGUCGGCAUGAGGAGAGAAGCUGUGCAGAGAGGACGCACAUCGAACUCCCAGAGCAGCCCGGGUCAGUACCUGACCAACGGCUCCGACCCGUACAACAGCCAGCCUUACCUGUCGGGCUUCAUCUCCCUGCUGCUGCGCGCCGAGCCCUACCCCACGUCCCGCUACGGCGCCCAGUGCAUGCAGGGAAACAACCUGAUGGGCAUCGAGAACAUCUGCGAGCUGGCGGCUCGGCUGCUGUUCAGCGCCGUGGAGUGGGCCAAGAACAUCCCCUUCUUCCCCGACCUGCAGCUCAUGGAUCAGGUGGCGCUGCUGCGCAUGUCGUGGAGCGAGCUCUUCGUCCUGAACGCAGCCCAGUGCUCCAUGCCGCUCCAUGUGGCGCCCCUGCUGGCGGCCGCCGGCCUCCACGCCUCGCCCAUGUCCGCCGAGCGCGUGGUGGCCUUCAUGGACCACAUCCGCGUCUUCCAGGAGCAGGUGGAGAAGCUGAAGGCCCUGCAGGUCGACACGGCCGAAUACUCCUGCCUCAAGUCCAUCGUGCUCUUCACGUCAGAUGCCAUGGGGCUGUCUGACGUCGCCCAUGUGGAGAGCAUCCAGGAGAAGUCCCAGUGUGCUCUGGAGGAAUAUGUGAGGAACCAGUAUCCCAGCCAGCCAAACCGAUUCGGGCGCCUGCUCCUCCGCCUGCCCUCUCUGCGUAUCGUCUCCUCACCGGUCAUCGAGCAGCUGUUUUUCGUGCGACUGGUGGGCAAGACGCCCAUUGAGACAUUGCUCCGAGACAUGCUGCUCUCUGGCUCGAGCUACAACUGGCCCUACAUGCCCACAGUGCAGCGCGAGCGGCCGCUCUCCCUCCACUACAAUGAGAACGGACCCUGAGGCUGAGCAGCAGAGGAGAAGCUCAUCCUGCUUUCUUUCCCUUCCUUGUCCACUUUUCAGCUUUCCCCGAGGAAGCAUCUUCCUCACCAUUCCACCCAUGAGACUCUUGAAAUGUUACCAUCCCAGUUACACAAGCCAGCCAAUCGUUUGUCAUUGCCGAUACAGAGACUCAAUGGCCUCUCCAAGUCCCUGAGCUGAUGGCGUGCAGUCUUUCUCUUUGAGACGUGGCAUGAGCUGGACGUGUUGCUGCACAGUUCACCAGCAGGUCUGAUGGACUCACUUCAGAUGUCAGUUAUAAAACUGUGCAAACAUUUGCCUAAUUCUUGGUGCUAUGCCUGCAUUUACAGAGCAUGGCUGAACCUGAGUAGGGACUAUGCCAUUCGAACUCUGCAGCCAAGAGCGAGGUCUGAGUGUGUAUUUACUAAAUUUUGAAAAGCAAACCAGAAGCCAUUAAAAGAAGACAAAUGCCAAAAUGUCUUGAACUUUUGCAGAUGACGUUAUAUUGUGUGUUGUUUUAGCACUGUUUGUAUGGAGAGAUAACUCAUGAUUGUGUCCAUAUGUAUAGUAUAUCAUUGAUUCAUUGGCAUCUAAGGCAUCUUUGGGUUCACUGAAUUAAAAAGCUCAGGUUUCUCGGGGUGUGGGGGGUCAGACUAGCAGACAUGUCAGUAUUGGGCUCUGGUUGUUCUGCUCCUUUGUCACUUUGACCAUGUGCAGUUUUGGUCACGUCUUGCCCAGAUUUUCAUAGAGAAGAAAGGAAGUUGUCUUCCAUAGGCCUCUUCAUGUGUGUGUUUCGGUCUUCUGGUGCACACUUUGAUCGCCGUAUAUUUAAAGUAAUCUUCCGUAUGUGACUCCAAUGAAUAUUUUCCAUUAAAGGUUGCAGAUAUUUUAUUUGGUUUGGUUAGAUGACAUAUUCCUCAUUUGUUUUCAGAACCAUAUCUGAAAAUUUCAGAAAAUAAAAAUAUCAUUAAAUUCAGGAGUAUUAUGAGAUCAUGUCACAAGAUAUCUCGUAGUAUUGAAACAGAAUUAUAAAUUUUAUAAUUGAAAUCCUGUCAGGUUGCAGUCAGGAGGAGUUUAUUUGGAAAAAUAAGAUUGAAGAGUAUUUUGCCACUUAUCAGUCAUAUAUAAAAACAGAAGAAACGAGUCUGAUCUACAGGUAUUUCAAUGAAGUACUGAGAAACUAUUGGUGACAUUGGAUUGCAAUUUGCAGCUUACAGUUCACCAUUUAUAAGUGAUGCAUAUAUUGCACUUGACCGUCUCUAGUUCAGAAUCAAGUAUACCAUUGAAAUACUUACAAUGGUCAAACUGGACCUGGAUAAUCCUUUAAACACAGGCGCUGAAUUAUUUUAACCAUAGCAGUUCUUUAAAAUCCAUUUGUCAUCUGCAAAACUUUUACGAUAUUAACUGACAAAAAGUAGCAAUUCCACUACUAUUCUUCAUCAUGACCUCGUUCAUUUGGUUCCUGAUGAAAACUUUACAUAGAGAAGUCAAACAUGAACAACUUGUUUUAACCCAGUUUCCUCAUAAAUGUAAAAAUCUCAUCACAGAAUGUUCCUGUAAUCUAAAUACCGAGUGUUAUCUCAGUGGUUUUUACCUGCAUUGUGUUUCUUCUCAUGAUAAGAAAAACUAAUAUUUUAUCAUCAUCCUUUGAUGCAUCUGAUUCGCAAUUUGAAAACCAGAUUGCCAGUGAUUUUUUGGACACGACAACAAAAUGAUGCACUAUUUCUAAGAUAGUCACAUAUAAAGCAUAAAUGAGCCACUUUUACAAAAUGCAAAGAUCCACUUCUCUAAUUUAGCAGAAAUGAAUGAAUAACAUCCAUUUGGAAACUUUAAUCUCAUUUUAAGCUUUGCAUAUUUUCUGUCAGCAUUGAUGUUUCUCUCACCAGGCCUGGUGAACACUUGGAGUGGCUCCAACUGACUGCAACCUGACCAAUGUUUUGAUUAAUUCAACGGUUAAAUCUUUGGCCCUCUCAUAAAAGUAUCCACAUUUUAUCCUCAAAUAAAUGUAUUGAACGCUGUGAUUUCUACACAAAAGACGUCUGCACCAACAAAUCUAUACUUAUGUAAGCAUUUCUUACAAACUGAACUCUCACGAGGAACAGAAAAAGUAUGCAAAGUAACUGAAUGAGUGAUAAAUGGAAGUAGGCAUGGAUGAAUAGGGAACCGUAGGAGAGGAUUGGCAUCAGAGCAGCCAGAGCCCUCAGUUAGCACAAAAACA
Messenger RNA from Poecilia latipinna (sailfin molly), 4268 nucleotides. RefSeq names its product nuclear receptor subfamily 2, group F, member 5 (gene nr2f5). Bases 839 to 2053 code for a protein of 404 amino acids. The record is from RefSeq and is a predicted model, not a curated record. Gene Ontology annotation, biological process: regulation of DNA-templated transcription. NCBI's taxonomy places the organism in Eukaryota, Metazoa, Chordata, Actinopteri, Cyprinodontiformes, Poeciliidae. Gene Ontology annotation, molecular function: DNA-binding transcription factor activity; sequence-specific DNA binding; zinc ion binding. The transcript has 4 exons.